AUGGUGCCCCAUUUCAUUGGUCGACAACAAAGUGUUGAAGAAAUUUCGCGUGUGUUGACAUCCAUAUCUGCUCGGCUAGUCUCUGUAUCUGGACCCCCUGGUUUUGGAAAAACCUCAUUGGCAAUUGCAGUAGGACACCAGCUAAGACAGCUCGGACUACCAGUUUAUUUCCUUUCCUUGAGAAGCGUCAAGACAGCGGAAGAGCUGACCUCUGACCUCUUAAACACAUUUGCAAAUGCGUCUGAUGUAACGGGGGGAGAGCGUUCAAAACUAUGCAGACUCCUCAGUGCAAUUCCUUCUAAUAUCUGCAUCAUCCUCGAUAACGCCGAUGUCCUUUUUGAGAGUGGUGGUGAAACGAGCCAAGAAGUAUUCGACCUUUUGGAAAAGAUCUUUUCUGAUUGCAAGAAUGUGUCCUUUCUACUGACCACAAGAGCGAGUCUUCAAUCGGUGCUGGGAAGAAAAUUUGCUGGUCACACGUCUAUCGGUGUUGUAUCGCUAGACAGGAAAUCGUCACAAAUGCUUGUUCAAGAACUUGUCCCUGCUGCUGAUGAAAGUGAAUGCUGCAGAGUGGCUGAGAUUUGUGGAGAUGUUCCACUGGCCAUCAAGCUUUUGUGCGGUCAAAUCGUUGACGAGAAGAAGAGUGCAUCUCAAUUCCUUGACCACUUUAGCUGCUCUUCAAAAACGAUAGUAGCGUUGUUAGACGAUCCAGAUGCGCCUAAUGAUCAACGUUUAAAUAUGUUGUUUGAGUCUUAUUUCAAAAGACUAUCUCGAGAAGAGCAAGAAGCAUUUGUUUGCCUUUCUGUUUUUGUCAGUGAAGUGUUCGACGAGCAAGUUGCGGUAAACGUGAUUGGAGGAGAUGAAGACACAGCAAAGAAAACUUUGUUCAGACUCAAGAGAAAAUAUUUGGUUGAAGGAAGUUCCUCCGAACCAGUGCUGUUUUCCUUUCACCCUCUGAUCAGGUCAUUUGGUUCGGAAAAAUCAGCUGGCAUGAAAGAAAUUGCUUGCGAAGCAGAAAGGCGAUUCCUAAUAUAUUACGUCCAGUUGUUUGAAGAUUUAAACAGCCAGUUUCUUGCUGGAAAUUCUCUUCUUGCAUUCCACGAUUUCGAAUUUAACAAAGAAAAUAUGGUACAUAGCCUCUCCAAAGGUCUUCAAAACAAGGCUGUCUGCGACACACUUUUCGAUGUUCUUUCCGAUGCGGAUUUGUUUUUGGACACCAUUUUUUACUUUGAACGUGGCUGGAUGUUUGACAAUAUUUAUAAUAUAGCAAUAGUCAAGGCAAAAGAGCAGCGUAGAUUUAAAGCUGUCCACCAACUGUUAAUUGGUAAAGCUGUUGCUGAGAUAACCUGGUAUAGUGGAGUUACAUUGGCAUUACUAAAAGAGGCCGAAGAAAUAGAGAAGCAAAAUCCUCUUCUUAUUUCAGAAGUUGUCAUGGGAAAACGAAUGUGUUACCUUGGUAUUCACAUGCUAAUAUGUAAAGCGGAAUCGAAAGGAGGCGAAAUUCUUGAAACCGGGAUAUCUCUGUUGAGUUCUGAGAAUACUGUACUUAAGGCUUUAUGAUCCCAGAUUCUUGCUUUGAUUACUCUUCACGCAGAAAAGUCUUCCUACUAUUGGAACAUUGUUUUAACUGAAUGCGCUGACAAACCAACCUUGUAUGCUUUCUUCAAAGCUAUACAAGAAGGCUAUUGCGCUGGCGAGAAAGUGAAUGAGAACCCAAAAGCUUUAGGCCAACCACUCAUUUUGACACUAGCUCUUUUCAUAUACAACAUCGCGUAUAACAAUGACAUGAAAGAGGUAAUCUAUAAACUUGGUUUGCCAAUCUCGCAGUUAAAGAAAAAAAUCGAAGUCGAAGCACAGAACGACCGUCUAUACUUACCAUUGCUCUUCAUCGUUGAAAAUACCCUGGCAAAGGUAAAAAUGGAGCAAGAGAGUCCAACAGCGAUGCAGCUCGCUCUUGAUAAUUUUGUAAGAGAAUAUGGUCGGCUAAACCCGGAGACAGCCGCAAUGUACCGUAACAUUGCAUCAAUUUUAUGCACACAGAAGAAUUAUGAUGCUGCUUUGACAUGUCUUUACCAAGCACUAGACAUCAGAUUGAAGCUUUAUGGGCUCAACCAUGAAGAUACCGUCGACAGCUAUUUCGUGAUUGGACGUACCCAACUUGACAAAAAAGAUUACAAUUCAGCAUUGCAAUCGUUCGAGAAAGCACUUGAUAUCAGCCAAAAUCUUCAUGGGAAAAUCCACCCAGACGUUUCCCUCGCUUGUCAUCUGAUUGGACUGACAAAGUAUUGCUUGAAAGAGUACGAUUCAGCUGUGCAUUGGCACCAGCAAGCCCUGGAUAUUAGGGUAGCGUUCUAUGGAAAGGAACACCCAGCCGUCGCUGAGAGCUACUCCCGUAUUGCAGAAUGUCAGUGCGAAAUGCAAGAUUAUGAUUCUGCUCUGGAGUCAUGUCAACACGCACUUGAUAUCAGGUUAAAGCUUUUUGGACAGGAGAGCGAAGAUACAAGCGAAAGUUAUGACCAACUGGGAUUUAUACGAAGUCUAGAGAAAGUUUGCGAAUCAUCUCUCGAGAUACAGAGCAAAAAUUCUUGAAACAAGAACAAAAUAACAAGGUGUAGUAACCAUAUAUCUAUAGUAACACGAUGGUUCGAGUAAAUACAACUUAUAAAAGAACACGAUUAAAUGACUUAUAAUAACCAAUUAACAUCAGAAUUUCGGUUAGAGAACAUGCAUCAUGUAAUUUGCCCACUUAUUUCAGCCAGUGCAAAUCAGUCAUGUUUUACCCUGUCUUUCAACAGGUGCUUUUUGUAAUAAUACUAGAAAAUUAAAUAAAUUAUACGAGUUUAUAAGAAAUUAUACGAGUUUAUAAAAGAAAUUAUUUCAUAGUUGAGUCGUUUGCAUUUUUUGUUACAAGCUGCCAACUGACAUUUUCGUAUAGCCUAAACAUUGGUGAACAAGACUAUAUAUGGAUGUUGGAACUUGUGAUUUUGGCUUGAUUGAAAUCUCGUGCCCAGAGCCAUAUCCCUCUGGGUACGAGAUUCGCUUAAUUAACUAAUAUAUAAUGUAAAUAUAAACUAUUUUAGUCAAUUUAAAUAGUUUUAAGCCAUUGUAAGCGCAUUGAGAUUGUUAAAUGCGCAUAAGAACAUUAUUAUUAUUAUUUAUUAUUGUUAUAGCCGAAAAUUUGAAAAUUUAAAAUUUUGGACUAAAAAUGCAAAAUUUUCAAACCGGUUUUGAGUUAAAGAAUUUUGAAGUUGGCAAAAUAGUAGCUAUUGGCAUAAAUAUGCGCAUAUUCCUCAUGUUUGCGCGUUAAAAUCUCAAAAUCGGCUACGAAGGAAAUCAUACUACUCGCUUAAAUGUCUUACACAGCAUAUACUUUUUGCAGGCAAUACAUAUAUACUUUUGCCACAGGUAGCAAGCCCCCGGACCUCUAUAGAUGGCUAGCGCCCUUGGCGCUCAAAAUAGUUACAUGACCAAUUCUUUUGAGAUAGGUUCGUCACAGGGUUCUUUAUUGUGUCUAUUGUUACAUGAUAAGCAACAUCAUGUUAUUUUACAUAUAUUAAAUUAUUAUACUAUAUACUGUGAGGGCUUCAUUGAAAGGCAUCUUGGGAUGAAUGAAUUUCCCUCAAUAAAAUAUUAUUAUCAUUAUCAUCAUACUUAUAUUCAUAUUAAAUAGCUUACAUGCAUGAGUAAGCAAAUAGUUUUAAAAUUUAUGAUGUCCCACAAUUAACGUAACGGAUAUGACUCGCUUUGGCGUUGGUCGAUUUGUGGUUUACUCAAACUUGCUUCAACGAAAUGUAUUGCGUAGGGGAAAUGAGUCGUAGUUUUGUAGUUUCUUCCCCUUUCAGAGUGUAUUUAAAAGCCUGAGCACAACUAGACAAUUCAUGCAUUAUCCAUAAGGCGAAAGCCUGAAUAACAUCGCCGUGAAGAUAUAGAAACUAUAAGUUAAUGAAAGAAUUAAAAGGAUCAUACAAAGGCGAAGAUAUUAAAGAUAAAAAAUUGUCAGGAAUUGAAGAGUUGUGCUCAGUCGUGAAAAGAGAUAAGUUUGAACAAUAUUAAGAAUUAUAUAUAUAUUAGGGAAAGUUAUAGACGCUAAUUAUUAGCCCGCGUGCAGGCCCAAGGGUAGAAUAGUGGGCCUGCAAUCAAGGCCCGGUAUUUUGUACUUUCCGCGUUCGCCCACGAACGCAGCAUUCUGAUUGGCUAUUUGCUGUUGUAUUCUAUAAUUAGAUCAGUGAUUCAUCACAAAGGUUCUCGAUAAGCUUAAAAUUCGGAAAUUGAUAACUUUUUUCGAUUAAAAAUGGAACAAGAACCGACUGUUUAUUGUUUACUUGAAGGAAGAGAUGUUUUUGCCGUUGUGUCAUUGGGGAUUGCUUGUGGUGAAGUAUUGGAAUAGCAACGUUACGACUGGGGUAAACUAUAGUAACCUACACUUGAGAUUCAUUAAUUUCAAACAGACUUGAUACGUUAUAUGUUCCUGAAGAAAAUUACUUUGUUCUUGCACUGAAGAAAACAGCGCUUUUCGCGGUGAAGAUUUAGAGGCAGUUGAAUGUAAGCCUAUUCGAAACACUUUGCGAUUUGCAAGGCUUCGCUGAGAGAGCGAAACAGGAUACGGUCAUUGCCGUUUAAAGCGAAACGAUUUGGACGCUAUGAACGCUCUCUUCUUUUGUAGAGUUCUUUACCAAAUGAAAUAACUGAAAUAAAUUUCGUACUUUCCGCCGCCAACAAGAAUUGCAGACACGAUCUGAUAAGCGAGACAAUUUAUUUAUAACAAUGGCGACAGCGAAGCACUCGCACGACUUCCCUCACGAUUUGAAGUUUGAGAGUGGCUUUCUGUUGAAAUUCGUCCUAAUUUGCCUGUUCCGAUUUUGGUUGAAAAUGAGCACUUGCAAGUUUGGCAAUUACUGACUGCGUUCCUUGUUUCUUUGGAGUUAAAACGCAGCCAUUUACACAUUGUUUCUGUUCUGAAUAAGCAGAGAAAACCCCGCAACAUUUUAAAUUUUUGAUGCGAGUUUGUUGUUAAUAUUUGGGUUGCUGUCAUUGGUUCUUUUUUGACAAUUGACGCGCGAAUGGGGCGUGUUAUGAAAAGGGGCGUUUUACAAAAUACCGGGCCUUGCUUGCUGGCCCACUAUUCUUCCCUUGGGCCUGCAAGCGGGCUACUAAUUAUUGAGUAAUAGUUGAAGACUAUAAGUAAGAAAAUAGAUAUAUCAUUGAAAGUAAUUGGUUUCACAAUCUUUGUUGCGAGCAAAUAGAACCAAAAAGCACGGCGAAAUAAAAUAGUAAGGACCGGCUCAUAACACUAUGUAAGAAAAAUUUAAUACACGUAUAUAGGGCAGCUUUCCACAAUGUACAAAAUGUCAGUGAUACUAACACCACUGUCAGAACCAGGUUGAUGCCAAAAGAAGGCACCACUAAGGCGAUGUAGAUCUACAUACACAGUCUAUACAUUUGUACGCUAUUGCACAAAUAUCUGGCACAGCCACGUGGGAGGGGGUCUCGACUCCUCCCCACUUUUCUUCCGGAACAAUUUUGUAUUUUUUUCAAAACUGAGAAGAACAUGGGGGGAGGGGUGUAACCACUCAAUAUUUUUAUAUUUGACAUAAAAUAUCUAAAAAUUGUGGCUUUUAGAUUAACACAAAUUUUGCAUAAAAUGCAUGGAAUAGGGUUUUCGAAAACCUUAAACCACUGCCGUAAACAUAGCAAUACACUCCGGGGUCCACGCUGUCGGACACCCAGACAAUUAGGGCCCAACGCCCCUAACUGCACCAUUAAGAUGGAUGCACAAAUACUGGCAUUUCUGAUCGAGGUUACGCCUGCAGUACAGCACAGGUAACAUUCUUUCUAUUGGUUAGAAUUUGUCCUCUGACUUUCUCCUUUUUAAAAUUUUACAACUUGGGGUUUUCUUUCUUGGGAAAAUAUUUUUGGGAACUCAAAAUUGUAAGGGACCAAUGGUCCUGUGGUCCACUCUUGGGCUUUAAUAUCAUCUUAAAUAUAAUUUUUUUUGAUAUUGUGUUUAUGUCAUGCAGAGCUACUUAUCUGAGCAUGGAACUAGCCUUAAUGCUAAUUCUAAAACUACUCAUUGAUCAUUGACAGUGAAAAGGAAAUCUCCAAUGAGUUAAUCGAAGGGUCUACGUUAAUUUAAUUUAACUUUUUUUGCUUCCAGGAAACAUGUGCUGGAAGGUUUUACUGUAAGAAAAAAGAGCAAAAUCACUCGCAAAAUUUAAAAUCUCACAAUUGCUCAAUUUACCAAAAUAAAGUCACUCGAUACUCGCUAAAGUUUCCAAGUGAAAUAGUUUUUUUUACCAAGAAAGGCUAAAAUUUUACUUGCAUUUGCAACAUUGCAAGCGUUAAGUCGAGACUCGAGUUAACCAUCAGAGGGGGAGGUUGGGAGAGGGGGGCGGUAUCCGGAACGUACUAAUUUCAAGACGUAUUCUUGUCCAUACUAGUUUUGGUCAGCAUGGCAGACAGGCCUAGAAAAUAUAUUUCCCUUCCUGGCAGCAAAUUCCAAUAUAAAACUUUCUGCAUAUGCAGAUUUCAGAGAAUGUAUGGUGCCGCACAUUGUGAUAAACUUCAAUCUAGGCACAAGACAAUCUCGACUUGCAAAACAUGUGUGUUUAACAUAAAGUAAAUUACAUGGCCAGGUCUAGAAUAUCUAUUGCUCUUCCAUCUUGUUGGCAGAUAACGUCAUCCCAUGGGUAUAGAAAAAGCCACGUUACGACUUCAGACCUCCCCUGAUGAAGACACUAGACUGGAGUGUCGAAAUGUUAGGUCGUGAAUGUAAUUUACUAGGUUUUCCAUUCAUUUAUAAAAACCAGAGUAGCGAGCGAAAAUGUGAGUGAUAUACCUGUAUGCCGUGAACUCACAAACUUUAAACCAUUAUUUUUAUAAUAACCAGACCUAGAAAAUAUAUUUUUCUUCCCAGGAAUAAAUUCCAAAAGUAAAACUUCCUGCACAAUAAUAUCGAUUUGCAAAUGUGUUUUUGUAAACAAUAAGUGAAUUAUAUGGCAUUCCAGUAUAUAAGAUGACAAAUAUUUCCUGCAAGAUGUAAGAUUUCCUGUGAAGAUAUUCUGUUAAAAAUUUCAUGGCCGCUGACAUUUGCCAACACUGAUUAUAACCUCUUUCAAGUUAUGUUUUCAUCGGCGUAUUAUUAUAUUUCGGCCAGGUUAUGUUUUCAUCCGCAUUUGUAUAUGUGUGUGUCUGUCUGUGUUUGUCUGUCAGCAUGAUAAUAAAAAACCAUCAACCAUAUAUUAAAUAGUUACAAAAAUUUGUGGUACUGAUCGAAGUUGCCCAAGCACAAAUUAAUUGAAUUUUAGUUCAAUUUGGAUAAAAAUUGGAUAAAAAAGGUUUGUCUUAUUUUGUCGGCCAGAGUAAACUGAAUACAUAAUUAACCCAUUGUAUAAUUUAUGCAUGAUACAUAAUUUAAUUUGCUGGGAAAGGUAUGCAGUCUCCAAGUGUACACUAGUUACAGUUGAUUUCACAAAACUCUGGCUGAAAAUUUUCUGAAGAUGGUUCAGCCACGUUCACAUGUAUGGAGUUUCCCCACGGUGGCGGCACCAGGUGGCACGCCCAGCAUUCCCACCUGGGACUCAUGCCAAAGCUGACUUUACCACCUUGCCGAGGGGAUAGCGCUGGGGCUCAAUGGGUUAAGUUAAGCUGCAUUGCAUUUUAAUGCGCCCUACUUUAUUAUUUUACUCUGUCUAACGCCAAACGAUUUUACUCGUCAAGGGCAGAGUGGCAGUGCUGCCACUCAAAGAGUCAAGAGUUAUAAAAGUUUACACUAUUUAAUAUCAAAGAAAAUAUAUCAUUACCCAGCACUUCAAUAUUUCCUCGAUCAACCACAGGAUGCAGGAGUGGCGUUAGAAACACCGCCUUUUGAUCUCCAAUUGGGUAGGAAGUCGAAGUGAAAAAUGUAAAUACAAAUGCUCGGCCUUUAUGGAAUUCAACUUAAUAUGCUUGCAUGGUUCUUUCGUGUCAAAAUCAAUAAUUCUUGCUUCACCGUUUGAAAAAGUGCGUAUAUUCUCUUUUAGUUUUUGAAAAUCCAUCAUUAGUUCAUCAUUAGCCAUGUUUUAAACCUGAAAUUUUAAAUUUAUUUCAAAAUUUCCUCGCAUUUUGUGUUGUCACAUGUGGCUACAAAAUUUGCCACAAAAUGCCAAAUUCCUUGCGAAAAACUCUAACAUUCCUUAUUUUUCCCCCAAAAUUCCUUAAAUUAAUUAAUAAAUUAGACCAUAUCAAUUAACUAUUUAAUAUUAUUGUUUAUUGAAAAUAAUUGAAGACAUUUGAUUGGUAUAUCCGCUCGGUAGCUGUCCAAAUUUGGAGUUUUGACAUCACCGUGGAAUAUUGAAAACAAAUAAACAAACUUUGACGUAAUUUCGCGAUCGUGGUAUAUUGAAAAACAAUGUAACAUGACGCCACGUCAAUUUAAGCGCCUUAUGCCAAAAGAGGGAAAAUACAAAUGGCUUCCUCAAAAGAAAGAUUCGUCGACCUUUUUUGUGUAUUCCGACAAAUAAAUAAUAAAACAAUUAUUGAAUUCGGUUCUCGGAUGAUACGAGGAAUUAUUAUAGGCUCUGUUUGUGUUAUUUACCUCAGCCUUCCACUUCUGAAGAUAACACAAACCUCGGCCUUAAUAAUUCCUCAUGUCCUACUCGACCUCAUUCAAAAAUUGUUUAAUAAUUGUAUUCGACUACACACGUAAAAAUCUCGACGGAACAAGCUUGUAGCAAGCUUGUUGACAACUUGUAACAAAGUUUGUUAUUUUAUCAACUUUGACAACUUGUAGAAAGCUUGUUGUCAACAAGCUUGUUCUACAACUUGUUGGUUUGCAGACCUGCAGCAAGUUGUUUCAAGAAGAUUAAUUUACAAGGAAAUAUGCCAGUUUAGCUUCCGCUAAUCUUCCACCGGACCUAUUAAAAUUAACUGUACAAUUAAAGAUAGGGUACAGUCCAAUCUGCGCAUGCGCACAUAGAAAUUAAUAUAAAUGGUUGUCGAAUAAAGUUCAAUAUUUUGAAUACCGACAUGUAAACAAAUGCUUUGUUUACAUACGCACUGUACCCUACCUUUAAAUAUAUUUACAUUAAGUAUAAUUUACAUUUCUAUACAUAAUUACAUAAAGUACAUAUCGAUAUUUAUAACAAAUUAAAAUUAAUAUACAUCUUAAGAGUUGUUUUUAUACAUAUCUAAAAACAAUUCAUGGACGUAAGCUUGAAUGCUUGAAAUGAGCUGGAAAAUCUUAUAUCUGGUGGCAACAUAUUAUAAAAAUAUGCUCCAGUGUAUACUGCAGUCCACUCGUGGUGAUUGCUUAGUUUAUGGUUUCGUACCCAUAAGUUCAUAUUGGCAGUGCUUCUGGUAUGUCGCUGGGAAGCUGUUGACAAUGGUUUGAACAUAUUACUUAAAUAGUGUGGAGUCAAAUUAUUUAAAGAUUUAUAAACUAGGCAAACUACCCUGCGGUAUACAUAAGUUAUGUAGUUUGCCUAGUUUAUACAGAACUCCGUAUCGGUAAAAUUUUUGACUGUUCAAGACUGGUACAAGUUGCCGGUUUGAACAACUUCUACCAAGCUAACAAGCUUGUUGACAACAUGCCAUAUCAUCGUCAAGUUGUAACAAGUCCAGCAAGGCAGCAAGCUUGUAGUUCACAAAUCUGUACCAAAUCUGCCAACAAGUUGUAAUGGCAUUGUUACUGACGGCAAGAGUUUUCAGAAACUGAUUGAAUUUGAACAAGACGCAACCUGAUUCAAGAAAAACGGACUUUUAUUAAUCAGCAAAAUGUAGCUUGAAGUUUGGUUAAAAAGAAAAUAAUGAAAUUUUGAAAUUGGAAAAAAGAAAAUAAUGAAAAAAUGUGGGGGUAAAUGUCAUAAUUUAAAGUAUUUGUUAUUUAAAGACUUUAAAAGAUUGUAUCUUAGUGGAUAUUGGCGAUCCUGAAAUUAUGAGAAUGACGCCAAAAUUUUGUAUUUGCAGGCAAUUUGCAUCAACGUCUGCAUGGGCAUAUUUAUGUCUGGCUCCAUAUUUUUUUCCCUCCGAUAUGCCUAUGUCUAUGUUGGGCACUCUAAGAUUGUGGAUAUAAAAUUCCUGUUUGGAAGGAUAAAUUCUCAGACAAUCGGCUUCCCGUCGAGAUAUUUGGCAGUACACGGAAGUGCGUCCUCGAAUCAAUUCACUAACCAAGCAGAAAACCGAGAAAUAAAGAGAACCUUGAAGUUAUUUUAUGUCCAAGGCAAUAAUAAUAGUCUACACGCUGUGUAAAGCGAAUAUUUUCUAUGUAGAUGUGGAAUAGAUCAAUCCGCACGUUCUGAACGGUGAGUUAAAUUAAACUUACUUUUACAUAUACAUAUUUUCAGUAGUGGCUGCUCGUUUGUUGGUUGAUCUCAAUACAGGGCUGAGGUUGACAUUUUUCACGGUAGUAGCGGCUAUUUUGGCAUUCGCAUUUUGCAUGUAGAGCAGACACAACAAAUAAUGAAACAGUCUCGCAGAAACUAUCCUUGGGGUCAAAUAAAGUGUCGAGGAUGUGCGUCGUUUGCGAGCGGCAGUCUCCUACCCUCUCUUAUUAAGUGAGAGAGAUUUUAACUCGGCACUACGUGGUGAAUAAUAUACUGAAUGACGGUAAAUGUCACAAGGAUGAACAUAUCAACACAGCGAACUCGAAAGUGAAACAUUAGCGACAAUUAACUGCAUUUUUUUUGUCGAAUAUUUGCACGGAUAGUGUUAGAUUUGAAUAUGACCAUUUACUAUUAAUUAGACAAAGCAACAUGGUGGUUAAUAAAACUAUUUUAAAUGUCACAGACGGUUUGAAAUCUGAUCGAUACCACAGCAAAAUGGCAAAUACACCUGGAAGUAGACUUGGUAGAGAUAAGCUAUAUUUGCUGCCAAGCGAAGCGUAGGCAGCCACCUAUUCGUGACGACGUUUACAGUUUUUACUCGUGCCAGAUCCCCGCGCGACUUAUGUAUUUUAGCCAAAGCAAAUCUCAAUUUGUUUGUCGUUCGGUCAUUCGGAUCGCAUUUUCUGACGUCAUAGAAUGACGUUGUGUAAAAAUUUACAUACGCACGAAGUGAACGAUGUCAAUCCGAUCACGUCCGUUUAAUUUUGACAUGACCAUUUGGCAUAUCGCAUAUUUUUCCAUUGCACAAAUGCACGAGGCUUUAUUUUACAAUAUUACCAUUUGAUUUUGGAGGAAAAAGAGUUAUAUUUUUGAAGGUAUGUUGAUAAAAAUGGUUAUUUGAACGUUUGAAUGCUUAUAUAUGUAUUACAUGAACGUGAUAGUCUGUUUUUAAUACAUUUAUAUAAAAAUUCGAAUUCUAUCUCCUCUAGGUGUAUAUUUUGGUAUGUGUUCGUGGCGAUCAUUUGGUCAAAUCAAAUCAAAAGGGGCCGUUCAUAUUAUGUUUUUCAAAAAAGCAGUGAAUUGUGAACUCGCUGUACCUGUACCAAACUUGCCAGGGAUGUGUGAACUCGCUAUAUUUUAUACUAGCGAAGUGUGAUCUCGCUAGCUGGGCAAUCGUUGACGUUGGCAAUAAAUAAAGUUGUAUACUGAGAAUGUCAAAAGAUUAAGCCAACAAGGUAUUGUAUAUCAAAUUUUACAAAUAUAUAUGUUGUCAAUUAGAAAAUUGUCAAUAAAAAUAGUUAUAUAUUACACUAAAAUGAUUAUUAAUAUUGUUAUUAUGGGAAUAUGAUAUGCAGACAUGCAGUAAAACCCUGCAUAAAAGAAUCAGUGAAUUUUGACUUCAGGCUGAAGUGGUUCUUUAAUCUUUAUAUAUAAUCUUGCUUCACGCUAUACUUUUUUUAUAUUAUACACAUUAAAUAGGGACUGUUGUUGCAUAAAAGUAUUGCUAUGACACUAAUAUGGUUCUUGUUGCAUAUAUCUAAACUUUAAAAAAAAUUUAAAACUUGUAUUUUGGGUGCUUAAUUGUUCAAACUUCAGGCCUAGUGGUUCUUUAUAACUUACUGGUUCUUUUAUGCGAGGCAUAGACCUUAUGCAUAAUGACGUCUCAAGGCUUGGUGCCUGCGAAGAAUGCUCGUCUUAGUAGUCACCACUGUCCAGGAAAAUUUCCAUUUGAAUUGUUUAAUUCUCCUGGGCGAUGACCAGCAUUCCUUGCGGGCAUCACACCUUGUGACAUCAUUAUGCAUAAGGUCAAAUGAGCAGUAUGAUGUCCAAAUUGGAAGACACAAUUGUAUACGAAUGAAAAAUUAUCUGAGUAACUUGUUUUCGAUAAUGCUCACAAUUUCUUUCUUAUUAUAUAGUUUUGCAGUUCUGACUGAGUGCAAUCUUAGUCAUUUAUACAAUGAAUGGUGUCAUAUGAAGCUGAGAUAUUAAACAAAAAUGUCAACAAACUAGAUUUUGUGUCCCCCAUUGGCCGAUUGUUCAGGGGUGGCCUUGAAGGUGCCAUUAAAAUGAAAAUUGGGACAAAAACUGACUUACUGGUAGUAUUUCUAUGUAUGAAAUUGUUAUUAAAUUCUACAUAUCCAAUGAUAACCAUGACAACUGGUCAUGAUAUGCUAAUAAACCUGCAUCUAUUUGAAUAAUGCAAAUCAUUAAAAACUUGCAUAGCAUGACCUGUAGACUUUCGCAAAGUCCUUCAUCUUUGUUUAGAAUUGAAAGAAGGAAUUUUCAAGGAAGUAAUUUCUUGAAGAGUAAGGAAUUUGUGGAAUUCAAUAGAAUUAGAAUAUUUAGCUGAGCUUCAAUUUUGUGGAAAGUGUUUUCAUAUUCAGAUUGCACUUUUCCUACCUCCUGAACAGGUGCUUUAGGGGUGUUUUAUGUGCUUAUGUGAUGGAAGGCAAGGGGAGGGGGAGGGGAGGCAGCACUUCCCUUGCGAUAGUAAUUUCUAGUUUAAUAUUUAUGCUGAUAUAUAUGGUAUACAAUCAACGACGGCUGUGGCCCGAGUCCAAUCACUUCCGGCUGCCGGAAAUGAAAUGUAUAAAGCUGCUUUCCACGGAAAGCAUGAAUGAAUAAAAGAACAGCAUCUUGUCAGUUUUGUGCAUGAAUUGAAGAGUAUUUGUCGAUGUAUUUAUGUAAAAUUUAGAAAUAUUUAAUUAAACUUUUCCAUACGUACACGUGAGAAAACUGCUUAUAAUUACUGCUUUCCAGUUUAGAGGCCAUGCUAACAAAUUUGUUAGUUUAUAAGUGCAUAUAAUAUACAUAUAAGAGAAUAAUUAAAUUAGAUACCAGAAUAUGGGUAUUAUUUACAGCCAAGACAGGGUGCGAUAAUUCGCGUACCAACGUACCGGCGGUACGCCAAAUUUAUGGUCUGGUACUUCUUUGUUUUUAGGCAAGUACCAGGUAGGUACGCGGAAAUUUACUAUUCGCGUACUUACAUUUUCCUUCUAGCAAUAACUAGCAGACCUGCCAAAGUAUUCAAAACUGUAAAGAACUUUAGCUGUACAUGUAAAUUUCACGCAUCCGACAUAUUUUGGGAUGAAAAAAGCCAAAAGGUUAUCUUUGCGCUUGAUCAAAAAAUUUAUCGUCAUUGUCCGACUGAAAAAAAUCGCUCGGGUGAGCGAUUUUAAAACCGUUAUCGUCAAACGCCGAUAAUUUUAUCGUUUUCGUUGUAGUGUGGACACCAACAUAAUUUUUUACCAAUUAUCGCGUGCUUACAAGUUACAAGUAAUUGUCAAUGCUAUUACCAAGGUCUAAAAAAAUACCUGCGAUUUCCCGACCGACCCUAUUUUUUUCUGCCCACACUACUAUUUUUUUCAACACGAUUGAACGUGCGACGUUUUUUUAGGCCCAAUGAGGAAAACUACACUGUAUCAUAGAUAUCUUAUAUAAACUAGAUAGCGCAUCUCUUUUAAUAAAAUUGAAGCCAAGAAUAUUCCAGCGGUUACCCCCAUUUGAAUAGAUGGCGGCCAUGUUGGAGUUUCCCACUCGCUAAUAAACGCUUAAAACAACAACAAUAACUUUCAUCAUUUGAAUAGUUUGAAAAUGUAUUUGGAAUAGGUUUAACUUAAUGUUUAAGUUCCCUGUUUAAGAAAUAGAAAACAUACGAGUCUUCUCAUUUCAUGGGAAUAUCCUGAGUCUGCAAUCACGGCUUCAAUUUUUGAAUUGCAGAAUAAUUUGAUGCACUAUCAAGUGUAUAUAAGAUAUCUAUGCACUGUAUGUAGCUGAGGUCAGACUGUUAGCACCAUCGGUAAAUCCACUGUAAACGAGCCAUGGCAUUCGAGUCACAACGUCAAGGCUUAUGUUGUACAAAUACCACAAUUAAAGAUUCAUUUGUACAAAAUUGCACAUACAUUUUUUGCUUUUGGACCAGUAAACUAUAUAAAUAGCUAUAAAUACCAUGACUCGGAAGUAGUCUUAGGUACGUCUUGACUCUCAAGUCUGUACCAGAUCAGGUACGCGGCAAAAGUUGUCGGAGUACCAGUCAGGUACGGCUAAAAAUAUUGAAUUAUCGCACCCUGCAAGAGCAAAGCUGUACUAACAAUGCCUAGCCAUUGAUUUUGACGUGUUCUUAGGCGACCGCGUGGUAACAUUUGAAUAAAAAAAUUAAUUAAGUUCACUUCACAGACCUCUUGAAAAUAUAUAUUAAACUCUGUUACAGAUUAUUUAUAUUUUGCUUAAUUUUCAAAAUAUUUCGACUGAAAAAAGUGAGCUGUUCGCCAUCUUGGAUCAUUGAGGAUAUGCAUGUUAGGUCAAGAGAGGGGCCACGCUAAGUUUUUUAUCUUGAGAGUAAGCGAUCAAUAUGAGUCCAAAACUUCGUCUCUGGUUGCUGUCUGAAAUUCAGAAAUGAUUAAAAACAUUUGAAAAAAUUUUCGGUCACUUUUGAGUAGAUUUAUAUGGUAAACCAAACUCCUGAAGUCAUCAAAACCAUAGUUAAAGGGAUAUGGCAAUAAAAAUUAACUUUGUCUUAUUUGAAAGAACUUUUAAAAUUAUAUCUGAAGACCCUUUACAACUUUUUUGUGCCUCACUCGGUUUACGAAGUACUUUGUCCGAAAACAGUGUGCAGUCCGCCAUUUUGGUAUUAUAAUUGACCUACUGUAAUUAACUGACUUUUUUUGACGUCACAAAGCAGGUUAAACAUGUUAAAACUUCUUCAUUAAGAGUAGAAAAAGUGAAAAGCAAGUGUACAGUCGCUAGCCCUAGGCCCAGCGACUAAAUAUAAAAAAAUAAUUCAUACAACAUAUGUGAUUUCCAAAGUGUAGUGCGACUAUCGCAAACCGAAAUAAACAUAUUACAUCAUUACACAUUUUUGUCAUUUCACGUAUUUCCAAAUGACUGAACCCUUGAACUGAUUACCAUUUGUUUGAAGUUGGCAGUUUAAAAUGACACAAAUGAGAAACCCAAUAUAAAAUAUAAAAAACAUAUCGUAAUGGUCAAUGACUAUUGCGAUAUUGUUUGGCAUGUGUACAUCGUUCCUCCAACAUACGAUUUUCCCAGCUUUGCCAUUAUCGCAGUGGACAGCUUUAUGCAAUGAUGAAAUAAAAUUUGAUCUUUAUAAAUAAGAUAUGAACUGAACAGAUGUAUCUUAUUUUUGUCACGUUAAUAUGUUUUAAUUUACUGUAUAUUAUCUAAAAUUGCAACUACGGUCAUUGUUUAUAAUACAUUUAUCGCGAUAUUAUCGAAUAAUUUCCUAAACAAUAAUCAUGAUAUGAUUUGUUUAAUAUCGCCCAACCCUACUGGAGUUUCGAAACAUUGCGUCGUAAACUGUAACAUCUUUAAGUUACGUCCAUUAAAUUUACAAGUCAGAUCUGUUUGCUGUUAACAUGUGCCUUAUCGAUGUUUUUCUUUGUAUUAGUUUGUCAGGUCCUUUCUUCCCGUGUCAUUUAUGCUCAGAAAGUCAGCCAACAUGUCUAUGCAGCCGUAUUCUGAUGAAGAGCUGAACUACUUCAAGUUUGCAUCAAUUGUCCUAAAGGAAUUCCCAGAUGCUUUGCGUAGCAUCUUUGUAGACAUGUGGGACACCAGAGUUGCACCAAGUUCCACAAUUUGGGAUGACUCGCCUCUUGUACGCAAUAUACUCUACAACAAUGAGGCUCCAAGCACAAAAAUCCCCACGAAUAACUCAUUUAAAGAGUGGGACUGCACUGCACUAUUUCAAGUCACUCUGUAUGCAAGAACAUUUGCGCUAGCAGACAGCACAGGAAAGAAAAAGACACUUGGAGAAAUAUAUUUAAAAGGACGAAAGCCAGCCCCUGCUCCAUUCCACUCUGUAGUGAGAAGUUCGAGCGGAGAUGCAAAUGAAACGAUUGCACUUGCCAUUGAUCAGCUUCGUCUUUUACGAAACACUCUUUGUCAUACAUCCAGCCCUCAAAUUAAUAAAGUCACGUUCGAUGACUAUGUCAAGCACGCCAAAGAUGCGUUCACUGCUUUGACUUUUAGCACGACACCUCUGGAGAGGAUUGGCAACAUGAAAGAAUCGGAUUUCCCUACAAAGGAAGUAGAAAAACUUAAUGAAGAAAUCAAUCAUCUGAGAAAUGACUUCCAUCUGUUUAUUGAAAAUGAGGUUAAACAUGAAAUGAGUGAAGUGAAAUAUGAAAUGAGUGAAGUGAAACAAAAACUGAAUAGCAUUGAAGGAAUAUUAACACAGACAGAAGAUACCACAGGUAUGUUGUUUAUGUGAUAUUAUAGCUGAUUUAUAGAUUUCCCAAUUGGAAAGCUGCAUUCAUACCAUAUGAUCAGUCAAUUUAUCAUUAAAUUUCCCCAGCCGUUGUUUUUCAGGUUCGUAAGUUGAUAUGCCCCGCGCUCUUUAGCGGGACAGCGAGGGUGGGAGAAGCUAGUGGGGGGGGGGGGCAUGCGCUGCUACGCAGGCUAGCCCCUCUCCAAAAAGGUAUUCUUCAUUCCACGAGAUAAUAUUCUUCAUUCCACGCCAAAUUCCUCGAGAGGGUAUAUGUUGUCGGUGUCUCGUCAUUGAUGAUUGUUAAAACUGCUUGUAGCUGCAGGCAGAACAUCAUCAAAUAAGUCUUUUCCGGGAAUGCAAAGAUUAGUUAUUCUGCUGGAAAAAUCACCCAAGGGAGCAAAGGACAACCAAAAACUCGACAAAAAAACUUUUAUUUGCGUGGUAAGCAUGCUUUCACUGCCAAAAACAAAAGAACAAAAUCAAGAAUGCUGAUGAACGGCUUAUGACAAUACAUGACUACAAAUUAUACUCUCCUGGGUAUUUUUGCCUUGCAGUAAAACGUAAACAAGAUACUGUAGGGGUCUAUAGGAUUCUUGUGCUUUUUUGUGUUCAACAUAGCGAUUCAUAAGGAUAUAAACAGAGUUCAUCCAAACAAAAAAAUAUUUAAAAUGGCAGGUAUAUAAAAGUGGCCUAUUUGGAAUGAUGAAAAUGCAUCGCUUAUCAUGUAUAAAUAUCGUGCAAAACCGUAUACUACCGUAUGCUGCACUCUGCAUCACGUAUCGAUUUCGGACCAUUGUCGAUGGACAGUUUAAUCCCUGAACCCCAAGGUCAUUAAAAUCCUUCAAUUCUUCUCCAGCAAUGCUUUUUAAUGCGAUAUUACAAACGCCACCGCCCUCUUGUUGACAUCGCUGAUUACGAAGCGACUUUUAGCGGCAUCACAAAGAACUGAUAAAUUAUGCUCUUUUCAAAUCUUAUUGGAAACACAGCCAAUACUUCAAUAUUGGUCAGCACACUAAGUACACUUUCUUUUUGGUCACGAUUUAAGAAUGAAACAAUGAGAAAUUGUCGAAAACAUUCGUCUCAACCAUCAUCGGUGCAUGAUUCUGCCACAUGAACGGUUUGUCAAUUAAUUCAUCUUCCAGCCAGUGGAAAACAUGCGUUGUCUGAACAACGCGGUGUACCCAUUUUACGAGUAGAAUGUCCACAGAGCCUUUUUCCCUUUCCUUUCCGCUCGUUCUCCCACCGACAAGCCGCUCGAUAUCUCGCUUCGCUUCUGUGACCUCAACAGAUCCCCUGAAGGGACUGUGGUACAGUGUAGACAUGCGAUGAUCAGUUGACUAGCGGAAUCGAUUUGUAGUCGCGGCAAACGCCGGGUCAAGUAAAGUUUUUCUCUGAUUCUCUGGUAUCGAUCGUUACUCGGCUUGCACCUAAUACCUUGGUGUGGUUUCAAUUUACAGAUGCUUUUGUCUCGGAAAAUAAAAAUAAAUCCAUCUUGCAUCCGUCUGUCUGUAUCUAUCUUAUUUUUUUAUUAAUUUUCUUAUUUGUCUGUAUGUUGCUUUGUUUAGAUCAGUGUGCUGCAACGUCGGACGCCAAAUUCAAAGAAUUUAACGACGUUCUUUUGCUGACAGUGGACGACACGGAGUUUAACGAAGCGCAAAAAAUAUUAAACAAUGUCGAAAUACCCGGCAAGAAAGACGAAAGUGACAAAAACUGUUUAUUUGGAAAAAUAGGCAGAAAUAAAGUAACGCUCUUGAAAGUUCCAUGCUUAGGCAAGACCGGCGCUUCGUCAGGCCAUGAUGUUCCGGUUUAUGAAACAAUCCAAGAACUUAAACCGAAAGCUAUUGUUAGUCUGGGAGUUUGCGAUGGUGUAAGGAAAGAAGCACAUUUCCUUGGUGAUGUCACGGUGUCAUCACAAGUCUACUUUCUUAAGCAACGGGAUGACGGUUUGUCAAAUUUUGAUCGUACAGCGUAUGACUGCAAUUUAGGACUGGUACAUUUAUUCGACCGUGGGAAAUUUGCGUGGGUUGGUCCUUGCGAAAAUGUGGUAGUUCCAAAAGUCUAUGUUGGUCAGUUUACGACAGGUUUACAAGAUGGUGACGACAAAAAGAGGGAUUCGCACAAAGCGGGAACCAUUGGAAUAGACAAGGCGUCAAAAAGUAGGUAUAGUAAUGCGAGCGAUCGGAAUAAUUUCCACGUAAAACAGGAAAAAUAAUACAAACAAAAAAUGUUUGCUAAAUUUAACCUUGUCAGUUAGAAGCGUCGUCCCGGGUGAAUUUUCUAAAUCGUCCAAUUCCGAGAAGAAAAUGGUUGUGCAGUAAGAAUAAUUAAAUAGACAGACUCUAAUGAAAGACGAAACCAAUUUCAUAAAUAAUACCAUUUUAGUCAAUUUACUCGUUUCUUAUUGGUUAAAAACUGUACCGAUUAAAGAUUUAUCGGGACGUAUACGAGCACGCGUCCAUUCUACACGGCCACGUGAGUGCAGAAAUUUUAACCACAAAAUCUAAAUAAACAACGUGAAAAUGUAUAUUAUUGUCUGAGCUUUUAUUUACGCUUAAAUACAGAAGAUAUAGAAAAAUAAAGAUAAUUUACAGUUUUUAUAGGUUUGAAUUGAAAUUUAAUGUUAGAAAUUACAGUGGUGCUACACACGCGCGGUGUUAUAAAUAUUUCGCUAUACACGCGUUAUUUACACUAUUCAAAAGCACAUUAUAUAUUCAAAUACGUACUCAAGAUGGCUGCCAUCCUAUCAACCUGUGUGCUUGGAAUGCCAGUGCCUAGACAGGGAUCGAAUCAUAGAUAUCUUAUAUACAGCACUAGAUUUCGGUAAAAUUGAAGCCAAGAACAUUCCAGCGGUUACCCCCAUUUGAAUAGAUGGCGGUCAUGUUGGUUGUUCUCACUUGCUAAUAAACGCUUAAAAACAACAAUGACUUUCAUCAUUUGAAUAGUUUAAAAACGUAUUUGGAAUAGGGUUAACUUAAUGUUUAAGUUCCCUGUUUAAGAAAUAGAAAACAUACGAAUCUUCUCAUUUCAUGGGAACGACCUGAGACUGCAAUCACGGCUUCAAUUUUUGAAUUACAAAAUAAUUAGAUACACUAUCUGGUGUAUAUAAGAUAUCUAUGGAUCGAAUCUGUAAGUUUCUAAUGACAAGAGAUUAGAGGCUCUAACCAGAGGCCAGAAGAGAGUUAAAGCUCGUCAGAAAGUUAACAGAAACAUGUCACCUUCGGGUAACGCUCUCGUGUGUAUGACAUGAUCAUGAAUGUACCUGAGUUCCGAUGUUUUCCUCAAAUAUCAAAGAUAACCUCAGUUUUAUCGUUUUAAGGUGUAUAUGCAACUUGUCAGAACUCUGGUGUACCGUGGCUGUCCUGUAAAUCCAUUGCAAAGUGGGCAAAUGAUGAAUUUCAAAAUUCGACUUGGUGCCAAUUUGGUUCGGCAGUUUCAGCUUCUUACGUUCAACAUGUGCUGAAGAGAUUUUAUAUUCCAUGCGAAGUUCAAGGUAUAUAACGGUUUCCAAAUAUAUAGAGAAUAAUGCACGGAAAAACACCCGGAUAGAAAAUUUCCUGUUAGUUUAAAAUUAAUCGUGUUUAGAAUAAAUAAAUGUUCCUGGAUAAAUUCCCUGGUUAAUUUGAUCAGUAAUGAUCACUAUUGUGGCUAAUUUAACCAGGAUUCCUGGUUCAUUUAACCGGGCUAUAUGGUUGAACUAACGAGAUUAUUGUAGGUGGAUUAUUAACCAAGAAUUCUUGGUUGAUAACCCACGUACCGAAAUUCGGUUUCAAUUAUUUAGAAGCGCUAUAACAUUUUGAAUGAUUUGGUAUACAUAUCUUUUAAAAUUUCCUUUCAAAACAACUUUCAAAAACUGAAAAAUCGCGCCGGGUUGUCGCAUGGCGUCUGGUGUGGCUCGGCAAUAAUCAUCACAUGUGCAACUGAUUCAGCGAUAAUCAUCACAUGUGCAACUGUCAUAAGUAAUCGCACAAGUGAGAUUAUUACUUUCAUUAGUGACGGAAAAUCAACAAAAAACUAUUGUAUAUAUACAUGUAAUAUAUUAUACCUGAACCUUAAAUUGUCCAAUCAAAAAACAGCACGUGUGCCACAUGACGUAGUGAUUUUUUACCCAAUAUAUUCUAUGAUUACGUAAUGCAGCUUGAGAUAUCAUCUGCCGGUCGAUAGAACUAACAGUUGAAGGUUUUUUGUAGGUGGAAAUUUCGAGCGGAAGAUUAUAUACAAUUUUAUACUUAACCAGAAGCAGCUGCGAAAAAUACAACUAUAGGCCCUCUGGAAGGAAUUGAACUAGCCUGCGAGGCAGGCUCUGGUUAGGGGAAGGAAGAGCCUGCAGUCGCCUCUAAUAAAUUUCCGUGCCGCCCUCAUAAUAAAUUCAAAUUCGCUAUGUAGAUUGACCAAUCAUAUCAGAGCAGAAUUUUGUUGUUUCCUCCUGCGAAAUGUCCACCAACUUUAUAAUUUUUAAUUUUUUUUUUUUAAUUUGUAUAUAACAUGGUCUUAUAAUCAAUUAAUUAUUUAAAGUGUGUUGAAAGAGAAAUAUAGACGUAGACGAUAUGUCUUGUUGUUAAAAGCAAUUUUAUAGUUAGAGCAAAUGCGUUUUUUUCGCCCUGAAUUUUUCUCGAGGGAACUAAUCAAUAUGCUUUGAGCGAAAAGUUAACCGGGAAUGCAUCUGUACGUCGGUUAUGAUCAACUCCCUGUAUUCUCAAACAGCAUUGUAGGUAGGGAGAUUAAAGUUUAUUGCCCAAUACUAAACACUUUAUUGAGAAGCGCUUGCAACUUGGAAAAUUUGCAAGCUAAUGAAAAUGAGCGAGGAAUCAACGCUACAUUGCUUUCGCAACAUCAAUACUUAUUCGGUGCAGCAAUCUAUGAGCAAUCCUAGAAUAUCUGCACUCGUGUAUAGGAUGUCUACCAUACUAUUUUACAGUGGAGUGAGUUUUCAGGAUAUUGUUAUAAUCUCUGUACUUCUAGAAUAUUUAGUACAUGCUCUUAAACACUCCUCGAACGCAUUGUCGUUGCUGACCGCCGUCGUUGCUGACCGUUUUGAAUAUUGAUAUUACUGUUGAUUGACGUAUCAUUAGAGCUAUAGCCGACGAAAAGCUAGUGUUCGAGAGUGAACGCUAUACACGAAAAUUUAUUAGAAGCGAUAGCAGGCUCUUCCUUCCCCUAGAAUUGAACCUGCGGCCUUGCGAUUCAGUUACAGCGCUCUAACCAACUGAGUUACAGAGUUCAGUUCUCAAGCUCUAACCACAAGAGCUUUUAUGUAUACAGUAUAGUGGGUGAUGCACCGCCCGGCCGUACGCCUACCCCCGUAAUGGGUAAAACGACACAUUUUGUAACUUCCAAAAGCAAUCAGGCGCUUCGUUGCUUCAAGCUCUUUCGCCCUAAGACUAUCAGAUAACGCCUUCAGUUUAACCUUAUUUUCUAUAUUUGACCACAGUGUUUGCCAAGUACGUGCCCAAGCCCUGCCUUCCUCCCAUGGUGCCCCAUUUCAUUGGUCGACAACAAAAAGUUGAAGAUAUCUCGCGUGCGUUGACCUCCACAUCUGCUCGGCUAGUCUCUGUAUCUGGACCCCCUGGUUUUGGCAAAACUUCAUUGGCAAUUGCAGUAGGACACCAACUUAGACAGCUCGGACUACCAGUUUAUUUUCUUUCCUUGAGAAGCGUCAAGACAGCGGAAGAACUGAUCUCUGACCUGUUAAACACCUUUGCACAUACGUCGUCAGGUGUACCGGUGGGAGAGCGUUCAAAACUUUGCGGACUCCUCAGAGCAAUUCCUUCCAAUAUUUGUAUCAUCCUCGAUAACGCCGAUGACCUUUUUGAGAGUAGUGGUGAAACGAGCCAAGAUGUUUUAGACCUACUGGAAAAUAUCUUUUCUCACUGCGAGAAUGUGUCUUUUCUAAUCACCACAAGGAUGAGUCUUCAAUCGGUCCUGGGAAGAAAACUUGAGGAUCAAAAGUCUGUCAGUGUUGCAUCACUAGACAGGAAAUCGUCACAAAUGCUUGUUCAAGAACUUGUCCUUACUGCUGAUAAAAACGAAUGCUGCAAAGUGGCUGAGGUUUGUGGGGACGUUCCGCUAGCCAUCAAGCUUUUGUGCGGUGAAAUCGUUGACGAGAAGAAGAGUGUAUCUCAAUUCCUUGACAACUUUAGCCGUUCUUCAAAAAAGCUAGCAGACUUGUUAGACGAUCCAGAUGCCCCUAAUGAUCAACGUUUAAAGGUCUUGUUCGAGUCUUAUUUCAAAAGAAUAUCUCGAGAAGAGCAAGAAGCAUUUGUUUGCCUUUCAGUUUUUGUCAGUGAAGUGUUUGACGAGCAAGCUGCAGUAAACGUCAUUGGCGGAGAUGAAGACUCAGCAAAGAAAACUUUGUUGAGGCUCAAGAGAAAAUAUUUGGUAGAAGGAAAUUCGUCCGAAGCAAUGCUAUUUUCUUUCCACCCUCUGAUGAAGUCAUUUGGUUCAGAAAAAGCAGCUGACAUGAAAGAAAUUGCUCGCGAAGCACAAAGGCGAUUCCUGAGUUAUUACAUCAAGUUGUUUGAGGAAUUAAAUAACCAGUUUUUUGCUGGAAAUUCCCUCCUCGCAUUCCACGAUUUCGAAUUUAACAAAGAAAAUAUAGUACAUAGCCUCUCCGAAGGUCUUCAAAACGACGCUGUGUGCGACGCAAUUUUCGAUGUUCUUUCCGAUGCGGAUUUGUUCUUGAACUCUGUUUCCGAAUGCCAUAAUGGCAAGCAUUUUUACGAAAUUUAUAAUCCAGCAAUAGCCAAGGCAAAAGAGCAGCGAAAAUUCAAAGUUAUCCACCAACUGCUAAUUGCAAAAGCUGUUGGUGAAAUAACCUGGGAUUAUGGAGCUACAUUGGCAUUACUAAAAGAGGCCGAAGAAAUAGAGAAGCAAUAUCCUCUUCUUACUUUAGAAGUUGCCAUGGGAAAACGAAUGUGUUACCUUGGUACUAAAUUGCUAAUAAAUAAAGCGGCAGCGAAGGGAUGCGAAAUUCUUGAAACAGGGAUAUCUCUGUUGAGUUCUGAAAAUACUGUACUUAAGGUGUUAUGCUCCCAGAUUCUUGCUUUGAUAACUCCUCACACAGAAAAGUCUUCCUACUACCGGAACAUUGUUUUAACUGAAUGCGCUAACAGACCAACAUUGUAUGCUUUCUUCAAAGCUAUACAAGAAGAUGAUUGCGCUGACGAGAAAGAGAAUGAAAAGCCAAAAGCUUUAAAUCAACCACUCAUUUUGCCGCUUGCUACUCUCAUUUUCAGUAUUGCGUAUGAAAAUGACAUGAAGGAUGUAAUGUAUAAAGUUGGUUUGCCAAUCUCCCAAUUACAGAAACAAGUUGAAGCGGAAGCACAGAACGACCGACUAUACUUGCCACUACUCUUUGACGUUGAAAUUAUCCUGGCAAGAGUUAAAAUAAAGCAAGAGACUCCAGCAGCGCUGCAGCUCGCUCUUGAUAAUUUUAUGGAAGAAAAUGGUCGGUUAAACCCCGAUACAGCCGUAAGGUACAAUGAAAUUGGAUUUAUUUUAUACAAACAGGAAAAUUAUGACGCUUCUUUGAAAUCUCAUUGUGAAGCACUAGACAUCAGACUGAAGCUUUAUGGGCACAACCAUGCAGAUACCGCGGAAAGCUAUUACAGUAUUGGAAAUACCCAAUUGGCGAAAGAAAACUACGAGUCGGCACUGCAUUCGUUCGAGAAAGCACUUGAUAUCAGACAAAAUCUUCACGGAAAAAUCGAUGCAGACGUUUUGGAAUUGUGUUUAAGAAUUGGAGAGACAAAAUCUCGCUUGAAAGAGUAUGAUUCAGCUGUGCAUUGGCACCAGCAAGCCCUGGAUAUUAGCGUGGCGCUCUAUGGAAAGGAACACCCAGCCGUCGCUGAGAGCUACUUCAGCAUUGCAGAAUGUCAGUGCGAAAUGCAAGAUUAUGAUUCUGCUCUGGAGUCAUGUCAACAGGCAAUUGAUAUCAGAUUAAAGCUUUUUGGAGAGGAGAGCGAAGCUACAAGCUACAGCUUUGACCAACUGGAAUUUAUACGAAGUCUAAAGAAAGUUUGCCAAUCAUCUAUCGAGCUACAAAGCAAAAAUUCGCUUUCUUCCUUUAAGAAAAAAAAAUAUUUUAAGAAAUUUUUCUCGAAAUAAGUCCAAAUUUCUUGGGAGAAUAAAAAUAUUUUUUCUGAAGAAAAUAUUUUUAUAAUGAGAAAAUCACUUUCUUAUCAUAGGCGUACCGGGCGGGGGGGGCGGGGGGGGGCGGUAGCCCCCCCCCAGGUUUUUGGGCAGUCGGGCAAUAUUCGAUCAACAGUCGGGCAAUUUUGGUUUGCAAUUUAAAAAAAUGGGACAAAUUCUGUCAAUUUUGUGUAAAAUUAAGUCAAUUUUUUGGCAAAUUUUGUGAUUUUUCGAAAAUUUGUGUUAUGUUCCUAAAAAUAUUGGUUGUCCGGAAAAUUUUUUUGACCCCUAAAAUGGUACACUGACCGAAAUUUUUUUGGCGACGGGGGGAGGGUCGCCAAAAUAAUUUUUCCGGAAAAAAAUUUUUGGUACUAGUCGGGCAGAAUCCCGAAAAGUCGGGCAAUUUUCUUUCCGCCCCCCUAAUUUUUUCCUUCCGGUACGCCCAUGUUUCUUAUUUUGAGAAAAACAAAACAUUCUUUAAGUAAUUUCUCUUAAUGCAAUUAUGCAAUCCUUACUUUAAGAAACUUGUGACAAAUAUUCUUGUGCAUGCACUUGCAUUUUAGAUUUAACGUUAUAAGUUCUUUGAAUUUUCUUUCUUUUUAGAUUUAACGUUGUUUUAAAAAUGACAAAUAUUGCUUGCAGUUGUUGUUGUUGUUGUUGUUGUUGUUGUUGUUGUUGUUGUUUUUGUUGUUGUUGUUGUUGUUGUUAAACGAAACAAAGAAACUUUUCAUGCAAAACAAAAAGUUUGAAUAAUUGCAUGGUAGUCCCAGGGGUACCUUAAAGUUGUCAUUCUGAAUGCACCGUUAAACUAAGAUUUUCACGUCAUUAGAGCGACGCGAAUGCUUGUUGAGACAUUGGAGGAGUUACAUAAAAUCAGGCUCGUAGUAGAUGUCAUGAUUAAUUCUAUAUGUAUGAGUAAGCCUGGGACGAUUAUAAUUAUUAGUAUAAAUAGAGCUUUUGUAAAUAGACUAUCAUAUCAUGAAAUAGUAGCUAGAAUAAAGAUAGUUCACCUUUUAUAAUCAUCAUACAACAGACACCGGGACCAUUUCCCCCGAACUUCCAGCUGUUUGAAAGGUUAUUUUAAAAAGCUUCAAUUUAUUCCAAUAAUCAAGUUCCUUAGCUCUCAAUUGUCGGAGCUGAAAUUGAGACCGCGUCCGUCGCCUUUUCUAAAGGCUGUCUACUAACAUUGAAAUGAACCUGAAAUUGGUCCAACAAAUUGUAAACGUAGCCUUAGAGAUAAUAAACUUCUUAGGAAUCGUAUUUGCAUUUCCAGGAAGUUAUCUCAUUCAAGAUUUUAUUUUCAAGAUAACAAGUUGUAGUAGCGAUAUAUCAUUCUACAGGGUGUAUCAAAAAAAACUGAACAGAUUUAAAAUUGCUCUCAAUUUCGCAAAACAGCUAUUUGUAGCUGGUUUUUUAUAUAUAUAGCUUCUUUGGGUACUUAUAAUGUAAAAUAAUGAAAAAAAUUUCUCGAACUUAAAUUUUGUGAACCAGGGGGGUGUGUCUUUUCCAACAAAAUAAAAAUGGCUCGCGCACAAAAUUUAAAAGCUGCAAUCAUAUUUUGAGAUAACAGAUGGACAAUUUGUUCGGAUUUUAAUUACUGUACAAAAUUUCAGACAAUUUGGUUUAGUUUAAGCCCCUUAACUAUUCACGCAAAGUUACAAUUUUCCCGAAAAAUCAGCUAUUUGCAUGCUUAAUUAAUGCAUUUGCCUAAUUUGCAUAUGUCAGCAAUAUGCAAAUUAGGUAAAGGCAUUAAUUAAGCAUGCGAAAGGCCGACUUUUUAGAACAAAAUGAAUAGUUAAAGGGCUUAAACUAAACCAAAUUGUCUGAAAUUUUGUACAGUAAUUAAAAACCCAACAAAUUUUCAAUCUAUUAACUCAAAAUAUGAUUACAGCUUUUAAAUUUUGUGCGCGAGCCAUUUUUAGUUUGUUGCAAAAGACACACCCCCCUGGUUCACAAAAUUUGAGAUCGAGAAUUUUUUUCAAUAUUUUACAUUAUAAGUACCCAAAGAAGCUAUAUAUAUAAAAAACCAGAUACAAAUAGGUGUUUUGCGAAAUUGAGAGCAAUUUCAAAUCUGUUCAGUUUUUUUUGAUACACCCUGUAUAGUCUAAAAUUGAAAAAAAAUUAAGGUGCAUGUUGAUUAGAAUAAAGUGCGCAAAGUUGCAUGCAUAUUAAAAUUAAAUGCGCCCAGUUGCAUGCUAAGUAAAACUAAGGGCAUGAAAACCAGUGCAUGCUUAAUUUAAAUUGAGUGCGCGCGUUGCAAUUUUCUUGCGCGCAAUAAAAGCAAAAUGUGCCAUAAAUGUAAAUAUAGAAAUGCACACAUCACAUCUUCAAAAUGCAUCCAAGUGUCCUAACAGCUUUUACAAACUAUCUUAAAAUAUGUUGGGCCAUUGGAUUCAUUUGCCACGCACCUUGUCCUGAACAUAUCUAAAAUAUUUUCAGGUUUCAAGGUUCAGAUAAAUAUACCCUUAUGUGGAACAAUUUGUUCAUAAAAAGAGAUAUAUUUGUCUUGCGCAAUCUGUAGACCGAAUUUUCGGGUGGUCUACAAUUUUUUUUGAACAUCUCGUGAGAUUUUUUGCUAAAUUCGUUGAUUUUGUUAAAUUAAAAUUUAUUAGUUAGAUGAUGUACAAAUAGAUAUGAUGUAAAUAGAUGUAGAUUAGUAAGAUUUUAUAUUUAAUGAAUGAUGUAAAUAAAUAGAAUAUAUAUGCUUUUUAUAUCAUUAUAUUGUAAACACAUUGUAAAUUAUGUGUCAAUAAACCAUUACCAUUUUUUUUUGUAAGAUUUUUUACUUUUCUGGGUUUUGGUAUCGCCCCCAGGGUUUUUCAGCAUCCGGACUCGUAAUCGCCAAGGUUUUUCACCAGAUCUUGCCAUCGACAGCUAGCUGUCCAUGGCACCUCUGGUUUUCCUCGGGCGAUUAUGUAUUUUUCGUUUGGCAAAAUAUUUAAAAAUUCCAAAACAAAAAACAGUGUCCGUGUUUGGGACGAAUUCAGUACUGUGCAGAAAAAAUGGAUUAUAUAGCUGUUGAGGUGCAUGUCUCAUUAUAUUCUGUGAAUGAAGUUACAUUCUCUGAAAUAUAUGCAGUAAUAUAAUUCCACAUUGUUAGACCUCACUUAAUGUCCAUCUUUUAAUAAAAACAUUGGUUUGCAAAGAUCUUCACCAUGACAGAUAUGCAUUAUUAUGUUGAACAAUGUAUCAGAACAGUAAUUUACAAUGGGUUAUUACAUCCACACCUCUCCCAUGGAGGAAAUUGGAAGUAACCCUCCUUCCCCCUUCGAACAUUCUACUAACAAUUAUUAUAAACAAAUUUUUCAACCCACCCCCCAACCAGCCAGUGCAGAUUUUGUCCUUGGGAGGAGGGUUGAUCUUUUCUGGAACAACCCAAUUUUGUUGAAAUACAAAGUUGCAGAUAAUAAAUUAAAAUCCAACUUAUUACCAGAAAAUUAAAUUUCCUGAUCUCUAGUCAAUGAUCAGUCUUGAAAAUUGCAAAGACACAGUACUUGUUCGUUUCUGGGUUGAAUUCCCAGAACACUGUAAAGUAGUUACUAAAAAAUAAUGUUUGUACUUUAUUAAUUAAAGACAUAUUCUUGCACAAAUUAGUUCAUUAUGAGGAACUGCCUAUUAUUUACGAGGGAGCUGGGGUGGGCUGGUUGGAUUGGGAGCUGGGGUGGGCUGGUUGGAUUGGGAGCAGAUCACAAGUUUUAAAAUAGUUUCUGGGGGGUGGGCCAAUGUAAUUAUGAAUGAGAGGGGGCUGAAGUGGGUUAGGGGCUAUAAUAGAUCACAUUUUACUUCUCCAGAUUUUUUAUCAAUCUCAUUUCCUCCGACCAUGUGCUGCCCAAUUCCCAGUUUCAACAAUCUUAAAAGAAUACCCUUGACCAGCUGUUUCGAUCACCUAUGUUCGAACUGAAUUUGUGUAGGAAUCGCCUAUGUUCGAACUAAAUAGUGAACCCCCCUCCUUUUUAUAUCCAGUCUGAAGCACCGACAGUCGAGUAAAUUGUGUUAAAAAAAAGUUUUUAAAUGUGCAUAAAGUUUGCACUAUCGUGUACCAUUUAUGUAUGCACUCGCAUAGUUACAUCAAUAUAUACACAACUAUUUCAAUUAAGGUUGUCCAUGAGCAAAGCGGAAAAGUCUAAUACGAGCACGAAAGGCUGCUGGGAAUCACUAACAAAUUAAUGAAUUUUCAAAGUGAUUCCCAGCAGCCUUUCGUGCUCAUAUUCGCCAUUUUUCCCGCUUUGCUCAUGGACAACCUUAAUUGAAAUAGCUGUAUGACAAUACAAUCUGCAUACAUAAUAUGAGCCAAACAAUCUUAUCGCCAAUAUAAUAUUGAUAGAUGCAAAGUCGGGCAAACUGCCAAACUUUAUGCUGCCUAUGCCUAAAGGGCCCAACAUUGAAUAUCAAUUGUAAUUCAGGGGCAUUUACCCCAGUAGGCCCUUUGCUUGUCCCAGUAGUGAAGCAUGAUUUUCAGAUGAACUGGACCCUUUUGAUCAUUAGUAAAAGGUUAUCCUUGUUGAAAGAGCUGCAUAUCCUCUCACAUUCUCGACAUUCCCUUUUAUAAAAGUCAGCACAGGCAGGGGCAGCGCUAAAAAGAGGGUUGUGUGGAACACCCCCAAUUGUGACAUUGUUGGGUAGUCUGCCGAAUUAUCUAAUGAGGCCCACCAAGGGGUUAUGACCGACAGGCGACAUUUCUUAAAGAGGCGACAGACUAUCUAAAAAAGAGCGACAAAUGACAGCUUCUGACUGGAAAAAAGCGAAAAAUUGUGAUUUGUGUUAUGAACUUAUGGGUCAAAAGUGACAGCGACGUUUAUUACAACAAAACAAGCGACAAAGCAGCUACAAAAUGAGUGACAGGCGACCUGGGUUAGACAGGUUACACCCUUGGUGGGCCUCUCUAAUCCCAGUUUAUAGAUGAAAAGAAAUACUAAUUAGCGUUUGAAAUUAGUAGGCAAUAUUUCACUUACACCCAUCCACCCCCUAUUCAAAUAGCUCUGGCGCUGCCCCUGAGCACAGAAUGGUUUUUAUGUACCUGUAUAAACUGUGUGGGGAAAAUAAUUAAGGCCCUUCAUAUUUGAGACUAAAGCCCCAGUAGUUGUAAUUUCUUAAAAAAUGCCCUGAUUAUUGUAUCAUGCGAUACAAUCAGUGAUUUUUAUACCUGCAAGUUGCACCGUUGCAGCUGCGCAGAGAAGAUUUGCUGAGAAGAUGGUUUUGAAAAUUUAGUAAAGUUGGAAGUUCUGAACGUGAUUAACAGUACUACUGUAUACAGCUCAGUGGCUCAGCCAACUUCGGAUUUUCCCGAUGUUCGCCCGAAGAGCAUAUUUCUAUAAAUUAUAAAAUAAUAUUUCAUUUUUGUUGAUUUUAAAAUGUUUAGCGAGCAAAAAUUGUUGUUACAAUCGUGGUUGGGUCGAAUAAUAUGUGAAAAACGAAAAUAGCGAGGGUAAAGAGAUUAAAAUUGGAUUUAAUGCGUUUAUUAAAAAAAUAUUGAAACUUUACCACCAAAUAUGGUAGUCCCCCCCCGCGCAUGACACCUGUGACCACAGAGUUUUUGGCGGGAAAAUUUGUGAUGUUUGGAGAAGACAAGAUGGCGCGCCUGUUUACUUCGUCUUAUCAAAGGGCAUUUUUGUUCACAAAUACCCGCUUAUUUUAUGUUACAGCGACUGGUUAGUUUUGGAAAUUAUAACUUAAUGGACAGGAGAAAAGAUUCUGUAGUGAAGAGAAAAAUAUAUUGACUUUUAAAGUCGUAUAUUGUGAUUUUGUUUGUUGUGAAAGACGGCCGGAAAUUUCGCUACAUCGCUAUACUGGAUAAAUGGACAACGCUUGAAUGAAAGAACAGCCUGUCUUAUUGGUAAGUUUUUAAAGGGUUUUUACUUUUCGGUAAUAUUUUUUAGUUUUAUACUGUAAAAGCUCUUCGCUCGUAGCGUUGUUUUUAAAGGCCAUGUAAAGUCCGUAAAUUAAACGAACGUUUUGUUUACAUUUUGAACUCAGUGCUAUACAGGGUGUCUCAAAAAAAACCAAAAUCAUUGAAAUAACGUAUUGUUCGAAUUUCAAUGCCGUAACACAAAGGAUUUUGACAGGGUGAUUAAUUUGUUUUAAAAAAAUAAAAUAUCUUUGUAAAGUGAACGUUUGUUUGCUCAUGGGAAUUUAAAAAUGCUUCGUAAAUUGUAAUAUGCGUAAUAUGCAUUCGUGGGUUUAGUACUUUAUGCCUGACAUAACAAGUUUACGCUGAGUAUUACCAUUCAUUAUAGCAGUUAUGUCAAUCUUUUAUGCACUCGUGGGAUUAACUUAGUGCUAGGGCAUUGAAUAUCGAACAAUACGUCAAUUUCAAUGAUUUUUUUUUUUUGAGACACCCUGUAGUUGUAAAAUAUGAUUAGAUAUAUAUUAUACUGAAUUUUUAACACUCUUCUGGUUCGCUAUACUUGUAAAUGAAUAUAGACAAGAGAUUCAAUUCAAGAAAGUUCGAAAUAUUAAUUAAUAACAUUCCAAUGGUUGGGUCCGGACCAUUGGAAUGUAGACCUGCCAGGGCCGGAUUAACCACGUGGCAGAUGCGGCAUAUGCCGCGGGCCUCGCGCUUAUGGGGGCCUCAUGCUUUACUGUGCCACGCCCAUUUUUACGAGAACACGCUCAUUUUCUAUUGGGACACACCCAUUUUAAGUGCCUCGCGAAUUUAGAUGCCUUGCAAAUUUAGGGAUCUCGUGCAUUUAAGGCCCCUAGGCUUUGGCAGUUUGCCCCAGGAAAAUAUGCAAUACCCAUAUGCAUGUAAUCUCCAGUUGCGCUGAGGUUUUUCAAGCACCCAAAUUAGCAAAAUAUAAAGGUUUCAUUGAUGUUUGAAACCAGUUUUAACCGGUAACGGAAAAUUAUUCAGAAAUCCUGGUGGGGAUAGCUUGGCUGCGAAAAUUGCGGUGAUUUAAAGAUAAAAUUGAAAACAAUUAUUUAACAAUUUUGUGUGUCUUUGAAUUCAAAGGUUUUCAUAACGAGGGGGGGGUUGGGGGCCUCGCGCUGAAAAUCUGCCACGGGCCUCGCGCGACGUUAAUCCGGCCCUGAGACCUGCACAGAACGGAAAGUAUUUUUUCUUUGUUAGAAUUUAAUAUAAGACUUUGGAACACCAUUUUACAUUUGUUUUAUUAAAGAUGCUGUAUUAAAGUCCGGAAUGUAAACAAAAGCUUUCUGCUGCUAUAUUGGUAAAACAUGAUGUUAGAGCUGCUCCCGAUUAAUCGAUCAAUCGAUUAAUCGAUUAUUUUUCCACAAUCGAUUAUGCUUAACAAUAAUCGGAUCAUAUAUAACACCACACAGUGUGAUGCGGGAAUGAGUUAAUUUCUUCCCGGAUUAAAAAAAUUUCGUCAAGAAUGGCCUUGAAACACUAAAUGACAAAUUGAUUCAAAACAUUGUGGGUCAAAUAUCAAUUUCACUCACAGCGUGCAAAGUUUACCAUAGUCUGAUCAGGUUACCAGUGUUGUGAAAAUAUCUUUAAAGUUUUUUUAUUAGAAGAAUUUAUUACCAUUUGCGUCCAACAUUGCAGCGUGCGGAAAUAAACCAAUUAUCCAUACGAGUCUGAAUCUCGCAAAUUUACUUAGGAGUGUCAAAG
This is a messenger RNA of Paramuricea clavata, 32215 nucleotides long. Lineage: Eukaryota; Metazoa; Cnidaria; Anthozoa; Malacalcyonacea; Plexauridae. The record is from the annotation of a GenBank genome assembly.